AUGGGGGUUCCCUUUGAUUACGCGCCCGACCGUCCAGAGCAUAUCGAUGCUAUCCUUAACGGAUUAGAUCGAUACAACCCGGAGACAACCGCUGUGUUUCAAGAAUAUGUCGUCCAGCAGUGCGAUCAAAAGUUCUACGAUUGCUACGCAAACCUUGCCCUACUAAAGCUAUACCAAUUCAACCCCCACCUGACCAAGGACGAGACAAUUACGAACAUCCUCGUUAAAUCUCUCACAGUCUUCCCAUCACCCGACUUUUCACUAGCCCUCCAUCUGCUUCCACCUCAUAUCCUUACACCAGCCUCUGCUUCUUCUGCUCUCCCAGCAGCUGGUGACGCGCCUCUCUCAGAAGCCGUUCAGAAAUUGAACGUGCUCAACAACCUUCUCGCACAAGCUUCAUAUGCUGCAUUCUGGAGCACAUUAGAUAGCGAUGAUCUAUAUGCAGAUUUGACCGCUGACGUUGCCGGCUUUGAUGAACUUAUCCGCAUUAGAAUUGCGCUCACCAUAUCCCAAUCCGUGAGAGAAAUCGAGCGUUCAGUGUUGGAAUCUUGGUUAGGCAUGCAAGGCGACGCUUUUGACAAAUUCGUCAAGGAUGUCUGUGGGUGGGAGAUCGAGGGUACGGUUGUGAAGGUCCCACUAAAUAAGGAAAACGAAGCAAAGGGUACUGUUGUGAGAGAGAACGUGAAGAUGGAACAGUUCUCAAGGGUCAUCAGAAGGGCCUACGAGCAACCUGCGUAG
This is a messenger RNA of Glarea lozoyensis ATCC 20868, 738 nucleotides long. RefSeq names its product ARM repeat-containing protein. Gene Ontology annotation, cellular component: cytoplasm; eukaryotic translation initiation factor 3 complex. Gene Ontology annotation, molecular function: translation initiation factor activity; ribosome binding. The record is from RefSeq and is a predicted model, not a curated record. Bases 1 to 738 code for a protein of 245 amino acids. NCBI's taxonomy places the organism in Eukaryota, Fungi, Ascomycota, Leotiomycetes, Helotiales, Helotiaceae. The transcript is spliced from 2 exons. Gene Ontology annotation, biological process: regulation of translational initiation.